CUCAAACGUGCGCGCGCAGCCUGUAACACACACGCCUCGAUUAAACACCUUUUAAAAAGUUUUUAUUUAUUGUAAAAAAGAAACAAAAAAGAACUACAAUUCUCCGGGUAGAAUAUUUGGCCAGUGACAGUGUUUAAAAGUAUACAUUCGAAUUUUCGAAUAGCUGAAUCUUAGUAGUGCUUGCAAAUAGGAUAUCGAUGGUCAAAGUUUAUGAAUGGAGUGUGUUAGGAAGUGACGUCAUGCAUAGUGUUGUGACUGUGUCAGACUUGGUCCGGUGGGCGGGGAUUUGAUGACAAUGCGCGAUCAUUAGAGCAGAAAGAAUGUGGCUAAUGGGCACGGUGACGGUGCUGUGCGCAGUGUCACAACUAUCACGCGCGGAGUGGCGAUGUCCGGGACUGAGCGCGCGUCCGGCGGCCGAGUGUUCCUGCGACUUGCCUCACACGCUGCGCUGCGCUGGAGAUCACACUGCGCUACAGAUAAUCGGCAGACACCUUCGGGAACAGAAAGCAAGAAACAAAAGCAGUGCAGUGUCCUUGCUAGACUGUGCUUUGAGAGGAGUAUCAGCACUGUCUGCAGCAUCAGUGUCAGAAUUGGCUGGGGUCGGUCUACAUGGCCUGGUCAUAUCCUCAGGAGACAUACGACGGGUGCAGUCGGGGGCUUUUAACACUGUUUCCGCUACCCUGUUUGCUUUGGGUUUACCAAAUAACCAAUUACCGUCAGUACCCACUGAGGCUUUGACCAGGCUGAAUAAAUUGGAUCGCUUGGACCUCUCGAAUAACAAGAUUCAUGCGUUGGAUGACAAUUCUUUCAAGGGUUUAGGAAACCUCACCUACUUGGACAUCAGUGAUAACCAGUUGACGAUACUAUCAACGCAGGCGUUCAAACCUCUUGCCAAGUUGACUGUUUUGCGACUACGAGGGAACCUACUUAAAGUUCCAGCUUUGGCUUCUUUAAAGGAAGCCCACAUGCUUAAAGAUUUGGACCUCUCAAGCAACGCCCUUGAAGGGCCUUUGGGGCCCACGACAGUCCCUCCUCUCCCUCACUUAACCACUCUUCAGUUGUCUGACAACACGUUUGCUAGUAUAAGAAGAGGAGCUCUAUCUGGUCUUACCAAUCUGACGCAUCUUAACCUGCACAACAAUCAGAUUGAUGUAUUAGAAGACUACGCCUUCAGACAUCUGAUCAACUUGACGCAUUUGGACUUGUCACAUAACGAGAUCGUUGCUGUUUCGGGCGCGUCACUAGCCCAGCUAAGCUCCCUGUUCCACGUGGACCUCUCGCACAACUUCCUCCGGUCGCUCUCCGCGGAGCCGCUGAAGUCUCUGGGAGGGCUGAGUGAGCUGCUGCUUCAUGACAACGACAUCUCCAUCAUAGACGACGGCGCGCUCGCGCAGCAUAAGGACUUGACCCGGUUCACUGUUGAAGAUAACCCAUUGAAUUGUGACUGCUUGAUGGCUGGUUUUGCCAGAUGGCUGCGCGAAGCCGAAAACCUUUCCCAAGCGGACAAAGCAGCUGCCGUUUGUGCCACACCUCCUCACUUGGAAGGUGCUUUGCUCUCUCGACUCUCGAAGAACAAACUCUGCGACGAUUUCGACCACAUCGACACGAGAAUCGACAAAACAGACGACUUCAACAAAGUCAUGUUGAAUGCGAUAAAUACGGUUGACUCAGAUACAACCAAUACGGAAAGAGAUACCGUUGACAAUGUAGAUUUGUAUGAAGACAAGCAAGACGGAUUAGAUGAUGACCUGUAUGAUGAUGAAAUGGAAGUUCCAUCAGAUGAGGAUUUGCCUAUUUCAAAAGCUAAGGUCCGCCUGAUCGACGCGUGGUACGACGAGGAAGAGGUCCACUUAUCCUGGACACUGGACCCUCCUUCGACUCACCGGUUCAGGUGUACUGGAGUAACGGCCUCCAAAGCUGGAGGUCUGCCGAAACAUGUGGCGUGUCAUCGCGCUGCACCAGCGAAUGUGGUGCUACGAGGCCUGAAGAUUGAUCCGAUGGAGUUGUAUACGUUCUGUAUUGCUCUAGAAGAGAUGGACAACACUGACAAUCCCUUAGCGCUAGUGCUUGGUUGUGGCAAGCCUCAGAUCGUUCGACAACGAGCUACGUUUGCCACCGUGAUACCUGUUGCUGUCACUCUUGCUCCAGAGAUAAACUCUUUAAGGGUUUCAGAAGUCCGGUCAAACGUGACCAGUGAAGGUGUCCUGACAGUCCUUAUAUCUCUCAUGGGUCUACCACCACCACGGCCGCAGUACAUCUUGCCUCGCUCUCAACGUCUUUCUGUGGACUCCAGAUAUUCCGGCAACUGCUAUGUUGUUGUAGCCGUACUUUCUAGAGGAGCUUUAGUAGCCCAGAAAGAUUCUCCAUGUCAAUCCACCCUAGAGAUAUCCAUGGAAGGCUUCAUCCGUGGGCCGUAUGAAGUGUUCACGCGGUGCCAACUGACCCGUGAACUACUGAAAAACAAUUUUCCAAGGACGUUCCUGAGUAAUUGGGUCUGCCUCAUAGAGCAGGAAAGCGAAAGAAAUACAUCGGCAUUUGUCAGCAAGUCUACCAGGAGGAAAUAUUAUGGAUUAUUCCAGAUAGGAAGUGAGUGGUGCAAGGAAGGUCGCAAGGGAGGCAAAUGUGACAUUUCAUGUGAAGCCUUACUGGAUGAAGACAUAAAGGAUGACGCCAGCUGUGCUAUGAAGGUAUUCGAGCUGGAGGGGUUCAAGUACUGGUCGAGAUGGGAGGCGCGUUGCAAAGGAAAGAGCCUACCAGACAUUGAGAAGUAA
Molecule: messenger RNA, 2771 nt
Organism: Pectinophora gossypiella (pink bollworm)
Lineage: Eukaryota; Metazoa; Arthropoda; Insecta; Lepidoptera; Gelechiidae
Gene: Lrt
Exons: 16
Coding region: 321-2771 (816 amino acids)
Cellular component (GO): extracellular matrix
Molecular function (GO): protein binding
Source: RefSeq, a predicted model, not a curated record